Messenger RNA from Anneissia japonica, 2649 nucleotides. RefSeq lists its product as uncharacterized. Lineage: Eukaryota; Metazoa; Echinodermata; Crinoidea; Comatulida; Comatulidae. Gene Ontology annotation, molecular function: protein binding. The transcript has 7 exons. The record is from RefSeq and is a predicted model, not a curated record. The coding region runs from base 534 to 1853 and encodes 439 amino acids.
UUAAAAAAUGUACAUCAACUUUACUUUUUGUUUUAGCAUAGGCCUAUUAUAAUAGGACACCCAUGAAAGGCUAGAACAAAAAAAGGAUGUAGUUGCCUAGUUUGAAGUUCGUUUUUUUAGUUAAUCAAAUACCGAAUUUUGUAGAUCGAGCAUCUUAACCAGAAAAUCACAUCCUCUGCUCAUUUCUUAGUGCUUCAUGUUUGAACCCUCUCAUGCAUGGAAGCUAAAAAGGAAGCAAGGACUCUCAAUUUUUUAAUCUCUUUGUUAUAAAAAAAAAAAAAAAAAAAAAAAAAAGAAUCAAAAUAUGGAGCAAUCGAAACAAUAUUUCUUCCUUUCAAUAAUUUAUUAAAGUUUUAGGAAGUACAAUUACCCUGCACUUUCUCUUGAUGCGUUGAGUCCAAGGUCAAUGUAAUUCAAAAAAAUAGUAAAGAAAUAAGAAAUCAAAACAAAAACUAAUUCAAUAUUAGCGUGAGUUAAAUUGCCAUGUUCAAACACUUUACCGACACUUGCACCUUUGGUCCUUACAGGCUAACAUGGCUCCGAGUCUCCUCUUUGUUCUGCAAAUCAUCCUUGUGGUUCUGAGUUUUAAGUCAAUCGUAUGCGAUUCAGAUGGCAUACUCUCAUGUGAAAGUUCAACCAUCGACGAAUACAAAUGUAUCUGGGAAGCGCCUUCAAAUAGCCAACAUUUAACUUACAGCAUCACAUCAACAAGCAAUUAUGGGCUUCGUUCUUCAUACACACCAAUUAAGGAGGAAAUCAAAGGAAAUCGAACAAUAUAUUAUUUUGAUUCUGAUGAGCCUAAUGGAGGGCAUUACAACACGCAGACUAUAUCGGUAUACAGCACGGAUGCAGCAGGAACGAAAGUGCUCGUCUCUGAUUUGUUGGAGUUCACUCCUUAUACACAAGCCAUACCAAAUACAGUUACGAACGUGGAGUUUAAUGUCUCCGAAACGAGUAUAGAUGUGACAUGGCAGAAACCCUUUGAACUUGCGAGCAAAAACAAACAAUCGAACAGCCGAAAACUGUUGUACAAAUUACACUAUUGGAAUCAACGAGUCAAUGAAACAACAGAGAUGGUUGAUGAGCAACAGUACACCAUUAGAGGUUUGGAACCCCACACUACCUACAGUAUCAGCUUAGCCUGCCGCUUCAAACUAGUCCUAUUCGAUGAUAAAGCCAAGUGGGGUAAACCGACAUUAAAGACUGUUACAACAACUGGUUUUACAGUUUUAAAAGAAUUUUCGCAGUGGCUUUAUGUUUCAAUCGGCGUUAUUGGUGGAAUGGCCCUCGUCAUUAUGUCAAUUUUGUUUGUCGUUCAAACCAAGAGGAAGUGUUACAAUCUUGACUUGAAUACGAGCUCUGAAGUUCUCUCGUAUGUCCGUAAAUGGGAGAAUUUGACGUACGCGCCGGCCAAAAUAGACGAGGAGCAGUACAACGAAUUACGACAUCCACAGUCUACACAUCUUCAAGCUGUCUCCCACCAAGUGGCUCAUCCUGAAUUAUCAUCUGUUCCCGAUAUCACAGCUGUACAGGAACCAUAUGAGCAUGCCCCCUUCCAGAAUGGAGACGCGAUCAAAGCAGUUGACGUCAAGCGAGUUCCAACACACACUGAAGACCGAAUGUCAGACUCAUUCUCCCAACAAUAUUCGUACGUGAAACUAAACAUGACCAGUGGUGGCUUUACACUGCUAGAGGAGGGUUGUCAGACACAAGGUGUCACAUCUAUUGACUCACUUGGUGGGGGAGAGGGAAAAAGAAAUGCCAAUAAGUCUAAGAAUCAGAUAGAUGAUAAAAUUAAUUAUGAAGAGAAAGUUAAAAAUGGGUACGUCCCAAUCGACCAUGUUACUUUGUAACAAUAACUUAAAAAAAUGAUCUUAUAUCGCAUUAUCAGGCUUACUGCGCGCUACAGAGACAAUUGUCAGGGUGACUGUAUUUUUUUUACUACGCGGACAUAAAUAUGAAGUUACCACGAGGAAAUGACCUGAUAAAUAAUCUUAAUCCAGUCGCAUGCACUCAAUAUCGUAUACAAUUUUACUGUACAUAUAACUCAUAAGUAAGAAGUUUAUUUUAGUUGUAAUUAUGAUUAUAAAAUACUUGUCUUAUAAGCGUGCUAAAUGUUUAAAAAACUGCCAAAUAAUUUUAUAUAUUUAAAUUUUGCCGAUAUGCCGUCGACAUUGCUGUUUGUAGCCAUGCCAAUGAUAAUUAUUUCCUAUUGCUGAUCAGGGGUUGCGCCAGGAUUUGCCCGACGGGUGGUGGGGGUGGGGCGAUUUUCCCGACAAGGGAGCCGACUAGGGUUCAGAUUUUCCCGACGAAGUGGGUGCGGUCGAGCUUCGAUUAAAAGGUUUCGAAAGUGGACCCCGAAAAUUUUGAUAAUUUAGGGGUUUAAAAGGCUUAUUUAAUCGAUUUUAUAGUCUACUAAUAUAUAAAAAAUACAUAUAAUUUUUUUCUCCCCGGCGAAUUGUGCUUUAUCUCCCCGACGGAGGGGAGGGGGGGGGGCGCUGGCGCCACCCCUGUUGCUGAUCAAUUUGUAAAUAAAUAAUGUUCAACCGUUCUCUUUAAAAAAGAACAGUAUAAUCCCCUUAACAACUAGUAAAGCAAUGAUAGUAAAGGUCAAAUUUUUUAAAUACAAGGGUCUCGACAUUAUCGUUA